AUGAUACAGCAUCAAGCAUCCUCAAGCCAGGUGCCUCAGCUCACCAAGUUCCAGUUCUUUUCGAGCGAUUCAGUCUGGGCUGCCUCGCCACAAGCAGACUCGUUCUACGCUGCAGAGACCAAGAGGCCAGCUUUUCGCUCGACUCGUCUCAAAGAGACCGACACACGCUUGUCGGAAUCUCUGUGGACUAAGAGUCGUGCUGGAAAUAAGGCGAGUCGUCGUAACUACCUCUUCUUCCUCGGAGGAGCAACCGUCGGAUUGCUUGCAGCCGCAGCCAUCGUGGUCGAAGGCUAUCUGAGCGUCAAGAAUCACAAAUAUUGUCUGGUACUCGAGGAUCAUUUCGACGGCCCACUCGACACCUCUGUUUGGAAGCAUGAGGUGCAAGCUGGCGGCUUCGCCAGCCACGAAUUCCAAAGGACCACCGACUCGGCCAACAACAGUUUCACCAAUGACGGAAAGUUGUACAUCGUACCGACGUUGACCUCCGAUCAGCUUGGGGUGAGCGCCAUCACCAAUGGCUAUCAGCUCAACUUGACACAGACCGGCAAAUGCACAGCCUCUGAUCUGAGCGACGCAAACUGCGUGGCGAUCUCCGACUCUGCUUCUGGAACCGUCCUACCGCCAGUUCAGAGCGCUCGUCUCACCACCAAGGGCACUCGUUCGAUCAAGUAUGGCCGCGUCGAGGUUCGUGCCAAGAUGUCCAAAGGAGACUGGACCUGGCCGUCCGUCUGGAUGCUGCCUAGGGACAAUGUCUACGGGGACUGGCCGGCAUCCGGUGAGAUUGAUAUUGCCGAAUCCAAGGGCAACGCGGUCAAGUCACGUCAAGACCAAUUUGGAAAUACGGUUCGUUCCAGCCUUCAUUUCGGUCCCAACACUGAACAAGACCACUGGUUCAGCGCAACGGGGGUUUCCACCCUCUUUCGCAGCUACUUCAACGACGAAUUCUACACGUUUGGUCUCGAGUGGGACGAAGAGUCGAUCUGGACUUGGCGAGGAACCCGUUCUCGCAAGUCAUUCGAAAAGAAGUUUGACAGAAAUCUGUGGGAGUCCUCCAACUUCCUACCAGCUACCAAGAAUGGUUCGGUGGUCAACAAUCCUUGGAAGUCAAGCCUGCACACAAAUAUUGCUCCUUUUGACCAGGACUUUUAUCUGAUCCUCGACGUUGCCGUUGGCGGUACCAAUGGCUACUUCAACGACGGCGAUCCGUCCACCCCGGACAAGCCUUGGUCCAACUCUGGCAUCAAUCCUCGCGCUGACUUCUGGAAGGCACGUGAUUCAUGGGUUCCAACCUGGCCUCAGGACCCUAAGGAGCGAGGCAUGGCAGUCGACUACGUCAAGAUGUGGCAGCAGUGUUAG
Messenger RNA from Sporisorium graminicola, 1356 nucleotides. RefSeq lists its product as uncharacterized. Lineage: Eukaryota; Fungi; Basidiomycota; Ustilaginomycetes; Ustilaginales; Ustilaginaceae. The transcript is spliced from 2 exons. Gene Ontology annotation, biological process: carbohydrate metabolic process. Gene Ontology annotation, molecular function: hydrolase activity, hydrolyzing O-glycosyl compounds. The record is from RefSeq and is a predicted model, not a curated record. The coding region runs from base 1 to 1356 and encodes 451 amino acids.